This is a messenger RNA of Meriones unguiculatus (Mongolian gerbil), 2385 nucleotides long. RefSeq names its product olfactory receptor 13A1-like. The record is from RefSeq and is a predicted model, not a curated record. Gene Ontology annotation, molecular function: G protein-coupled receptor activity; olfactory receptor activity. Gene Ontology annotation, cellular component: membrane. Gene Ontology annotation, biological process: G protein-coupled receptor signaling pathway. The coding region runs from base 808 to 1794 and encodes 328 amino acids. NCBI's taxonomy places the organism in Eukaryota, Metazoa, Chordata, Mammalia, Rodentia, Muridae. The transcript has a single exon.
AGAGGUAAGAAGAUGCAAAACAUCAUUCUUGGCUCAUGGAACAAGAAGCCUGUAUGGAUCUAUGGGCAUAGGCUAUAGUAAGACAAUGAGUCAAAGAGAUAGAAGUGUGCUCUAUAAAAUAAGCAUCUUGAAACACUGGAAAAGGUGAUGUUAAGUUUCUAUGAAUUGUCAUUGCAAGCACACAGGAAAGUCUAUGGCCUUUGGCAAUGAUUUCAACUAUGGUUAUGUGGACUUUGAUGUCAUUGUUUGUUGAGACAGAAAAGACACAGAAGUACAUUAUAGGCUGAGGUUUGAGACCAUCUGGGCUGGUAGAUUUGAAGUGGAUUAGAGGUAGGAAAGUUUCAUCUACAGGAGAAUUCACAGGUCCCAAUAAGUAAAAUGCAGAAAAUACAUGGCUACUUGGCCAUGGAAAAGACAAUUACCAUGUUGAAAUGGCUCAAAGAGCCCCACUCCAAGGUAAGGAAGGUACAAGAGUGUAUGCCAUCCAAACCUUGACAUCAAAUGGGAAAUACCUGCUGUGAGAGGGGAGAGGUCGGACAGGGAGGAGCUGAGUGAAAGACGCUCCACUCAUCCCAAAUUUACAAGAUGAGAAAGGAGCAGAUGCCCCUCUUGAUCCAAAUCUACAGUGUGUAAGUUUUUAGAUGUGAAAUCAGAUUUAUAUAAAAUAUAUGUGGUUUCAAAAAGUGCGAUACAGACAAUAAGGGAAAAUGGGAUUCAUGAAGGAAAUACAUUCAUUCCUUUCCUUUCUACACCAGAGAAAUUUGAGAUGACAAGUUUAGAAACCAGACUUUGAAGUGGUAGACUGUUAUGUUUUCUCAGAAGCUGACAGACACAGCAGAGGACCCAAAACGCUCCAGGAUGAUGUUGAGUCCCAACCAGACAAUGGUGACAGAGUUUGUUCUGGAAGGCUUCUCAGAGCACCCCAGUCUAAGGCUGUUCCUGAUAGGCUGCUUCCUGUCCCUCUACACAAUGGCUCUUACAGGCAACAUAGUGAUCAUUGCUUUGGUCACCUCCAGCACUGGGCUCCACAGCCCCAUGUACUUUUUCCUGUGCAACCUGGCCACCAUGGAUAUUAUCUGCACCUCCUCUGUGCUGCCCAAGGCCCUGCUUGGCCUAGUCUCUGAAGAAAACACCAUCUCCUUCAAGGGAUGCAUGGCCCAGCUCUUCUUCCUUGUGUGGUCUGCAUCCUCUGAGCUGCUGCUUCUCACUGUCAUGGCCUAUGACCGCUAUGUGGCCAUCUGCUAUCCCCUGCAUUACAGCUCCAGGAUGAGCCCACAGCUGUGUGGGGCCCUGGCCAUUGGCGUGUGGUCCAUCUGUGCUCUGAAUUCAUCUGUCCACACUGGUCUGAUGACACGGCUGUCAUUCUGUGGCCCCAAGGUCAUCACCCACUUCUUCUGUGAAAUCCCCCCACUCCUCCUGCUCUCCUGCAGCCCAACAUAUGUGAAUAGCGUUAUGACUCUUGUGGCAGAUGCCUUUUAUGGAGGUAUCAACUUCGCGCUCACCUUGCUGUCCUAUGGCUACAUCAUCGCCAGCAUCCUGCGCAUGCGCUCUGCUGAGGGCAAGAGGAAGGCCUUUUCUACCUGCUCCUCCCACCUCAUCGUGGUCUGUGUGUACUACUCCUCUGUGUUCUGUGCCUACAUCAGUCCUGCUUCCAGCUACAGCCCAGAAAGAAGCAAAAUGGCUUCAGUGCUGUACUCGGUCCUCAGCCCGACCCUGAACCCCCUCAUCUAUACACUGAGGAAUAAGGAUGUCAAGCUCGCCCUGGGCAGACUCUUGCCCUCUUUCUCACAUUAGGUGGAGAUGUUCAGGCUGUUGUAGCUUGGGCUGCUUCUAAACAUGCUUUCUGGAGAGCAGCCUCAUGCAGUGGAAGUGUACCUAUUGCUGCUUUAGAAAACCUUUCUCUGCUGCAAGGAGUGCACAAUUACACUUUCUGUAACCUCAAAAGCAACACAAUUCUUUAGAAGUAAUGUAUACCAAAACUCAGAAACAUUUUCUUCCUGACUAGUAGAAACCAUUUCAACAGUAAAGUUUAUCUAAAUGGAGAUUCUGCACACCUCAACUGGAAGAUUUUCAGUCCAUGACAAUGGCGAUAGUCAUGAAACAAAGUGCUUUUAUCCAGUGCCUCCCUGUAGACAUCAAAGGACCUUGUUUCAGAACUUAAAUAUAAACUUCAUAAGGAGACUUGAGGAGACAGAAUGGACACAGAAUCUUGAGAAGACAAAAGUGGAGUAACUUGCGCGUCCACUUCACAGCUUCCUACUGAGCUGUGGAAGUCAAAGCUGGAAUGGAGAAAGAUGUAAUCUAUGGAACAGAGAUUCUUUCAUGUUUCAAAGAUGAAUUCACACAUGAGAGUCCAGCUUGCUUAUGAAAAUGAUGAUAAUUGAA